UCUUAAUAAAAAUUAAUGUUUUGCCCUUUCUUCCUUUCCCAUUUGGCUCAUCUUUCCACCAAAGGCAAUGCAUGGAAAUUUUAGAAUCAUUUAGGUUGGAAGAAACCCUUUAAGAUGAUCGAGCCCAACCAUCAGUCCCUCUCUGUGACGAGGCCCCGUUAGUGACCCAACCCUGAGCAGCGAAGGCAGAGUUUGUGUUGGUUGUAUUUGUCCUUCAUCCUGCAGAUUGUAGUGUGCUCCUUUCUCAAAGGACACCUUGUCCAGUUCCUUCAGUGUCAUGAACUUGCUGGUGGCUUCCUGGAAAAGAUGCUGGGAGCCUCCAGGGAGUUGAACUCGGUGAUCCCGCCUUGUAGCGCAGCCUCGCCAGACGCGGACACUUAAAAAUGCACCUCUUGUAGCAGCAUGAUUGGACUCUUGCUUUCUGAUUUCUGAAACAUCUGGGUUCACAUUCAGCAGUUCGUUUAUUUUUACACAAGCCCGAGAAGGAAUCGGAAGCCUGAGACCGUGGUGGAGCCAUCAGCCCACGGAGCAGAGGCUUGAACAAGUGGCACGAGAUCGAUGCGGCUGCUGUUCUUAGAAGGACUCUUCUCUUCCUAGAAGUUUUCAUCCUUUUACCAGGCGCUUAUUUUCUCCUGCCUCUCCUCCCUUACAUAAUUUUUGCUGCUGUGUAAAUGUUUUUUUCUUGUGGAUUUCGGUUUCCUACUCGAAAUCAGGAUUCUCCUCCGUGUAAACAAACUGUUUUUUCAUGAAUGGCUGGAAAAAAAAGUAAAUCUGUUCCACUUGAUAUUCUAACACAGAGUUAUGGAACAAAAUGCAUUACAGUCCUUGUUGUGGAUACGUGUCCCAAUGUAAUAUCAGCUUGAAGAAGCAGAGGAGUCGAAGUAUCUUUAGCACCUUAUUCUGCUGCUUUCGUGACUACAAUGUCGAACCACCAUCUACCAAUAGCACCAGUGCUCUGCCUCCUUUGGUGGAGGAGAAUGGAGGACUUCAGAAGGGUGACCAGAUGCAGGUCAUGCCUAUACCAAGUGGAAUAUACUAUUUCCACGGGACUGAAGCAGUGCAGCAGUCGUUUCACUACAAGCCACCAGCUAAAUACCUCCUGCCAGAACUGACAGCAUCAGACUAUGGGAAGAAGUGUGUGGUCAUUGAUUUAGAUGAAACUUUAGUGCACAGUUCAUUUAAGCCAAUUAGCAAUGCUGAUUUCAUCGUUCCUGUCGAAAUCGAUGGAACCAUACAUCAGGUUUAUGUUUUGAAACGACCACAUGUGGAUGAGUUUCUUCAGAGGAUGGGAGAGCUCUUUGAAUGUGUACUCUUCACAGCCAGUCUAGCCAAGUAUGCAGACCCAGUGGCCGACUUACUGGAUCGCUGGGGUGUGUUCAGGGCAAGGCUCUUUAGAGAAUCCUGUGUUUUCCACCGAGGAAAUUAUGUGAAGGAUCUGAGUCGACUGGGACGUGAGCUGAGUAAAGUUAUUAUAGUAGAUAAUUCUCCUGCAUCUUACAUCUUCCAUCCUGAAAAUGCAGUGCCUGUGCAGUCCUGGUUUGAUGACAUGACAGACACAGAGCUGCUAGAUCUUAUUCCUUUCUUUGAAGGACUAAGCAAAGAGGAAGAAGUUUACAGUAUGCUUCAUAAACUCUGCAACAGCAACAUCGUUUUAAACUGGGAUUUGGCUGAAGUACAUCAGGAGGACUGUGGACAAAUGUUGAGUCUCCAGGCGGGGGAGGAAGAGAAGGAAGAAAGCAGUGUGGUGCCAGGCUGGCAGGUGUGUAACAAGGCACCUCUCCCUGUGCCAAUUCCGCUUCCCUGCCGUGUGUGCUGAGCCCUGUGAG
Molecule: messenger RNA, 1826 nt
Organism: Corapipo altera (White-ruffed manakin)
Lineage: Eukaryota; Metazoa; Chordata; Aves; Passeriformes; Pipridae
Gene: CTDSPL
Product: CTD small phosphatase like
Exons: 10
Coding region: 812-1816 (334 amino acids)
Molecular function (GO): RNA polymerase II CTD heptapeptide repeat phosphatase activity
Source: RefSeq, a predicted model, not a curated record